Messenger RNA from Onychomys torridus (southern grasshopper mouse), 1826 nucleotides. Its product is annotated as zinc finger protein OZF-like. Lineage: Eukaryota; Metazoa; Chordata; Mammalia; Rodentia; Cricetidae. The coding region runs from base 107 to 1768 and encodes 553 amino acids. The record is from RefSeq and is a predicted model, not a curated record. Gene Ontology annotation, molecular function: DNA-binding transcription repressor activity, RNA polymerase II-specific. Gene Ontology annotation, biological process: negative regulation of transcription by RNA polymerase II. The transcript is spliced from 4 exons.
UGCAUGCUCGCCGGCUCCAAGACUCAGGGAGGCUCUGUGGUUCCGUGUGCCGCUGUGACCCGCUGCCCGGAGCUGUGAGGAGAGCGGGGUGAGGUCGGAAUCCGCCAUGGAUGCAGUGACUUAUGAGGAUGUGCAUGUAAACUUCACUCAUGAAGAAUGGGCUUUGCUGAAUCCUUCUCAAAAGAAUCUCUACAAAGAUGUUAUGCUGGACACCUACUGGAACCUCACUUCUAUAGGCUACAAAUGGGAAGACCACAAUAUUGAAGAACAUUGUCAAAGUUCUAGAAGAUAUGGAAGGUAUAUCAUCUGUCACCCUGGAUACAAACCAUGUGAAUAUAAGGGAUAUGGAAAGAAGCAUUGUACCUCUGUCUCUCCCAGAAUAUUUAGAAGAUAUAUGGUAGUCCCUAUUAUGAAAAGACAUGAUGACUGUGAUACAAGUUUACAAUUAAUUGGUUUUCCAACUUCAGUGGCAAUACCUCAACAUACUCACAUUGAAGAAACACCUUAUGAGUACAAAGAAUAUGGAAAUUCAUGUGUCUGUACUGGAUCACUUUGCAUAUGUAGUCUUAUUUACACUAGAGGAAAAUGUUAUGUAUGUAAUCAGUGUGGUAAAACUCUGAGUUCUUCCAGUUGUCUUCAAAAGAGUAAAACAAAUUAUAUACAAAAAAGAAGUAAUAAAUGUGGACCUUGUACUAAAGACUUUAACCAUCACAGAUAUUUUCAAAGAUACAAAACAACCAAUGAUGAAGAAAAUAUUUAUGAAUGUAAGCAACAUGAUAAAACACUUAUAUCUGAUUUGUCUUUAAAAGUACACAAAAAACCUCAUUUGGUAGUAAAACCUUAUGAAUAUAACCAAAGUGAAAAAGACUUUCCAUGUCAAAGUCUUCAUCAAGUACAUAGAACUAACAUGAGAGAGAAAAGGUAUAGUUAUCAUCAAUGUGAUAUGGCUAUUGCACAUCCCAGUUAUCUUCUAAAACAUGAAAGAACUCAUACUGGAGAACACUAUGAAUCUAAUCAAUGUGGGAAAGCCUUUGCAGAGAAGAGUACUCUUCACUGGAAUGGAAGAAGUCAUACUGGAGAGAAAACCAAUGAAUGUAAUCAAUGUGGUAAAGCCUUUGCACAUAAAAAUCCUCUUGAAAUACAUGACAGAAGUCAUACUGGAGAGAAAUGCUCUGGAUGUAAUCAAGGUGGUAAAACCUUUGCAUAUAAAACUCAUCAUUACAGGCUUGAAAGAAGUCAUACUGGAGAGAAGCCCUAUGAAUGUAAUCAAUGUGGUAAAGCCUUUUCACGUAAAAGUCAUCUUUAUAUACAUGAAAGAAGUCAUACUGGAGAAAGACCCUAUGGAUGUAAGCAGUGUGGUAAAGCCUUUGCAUAUAAAAGUGUUCUUCAUAGGCAUGAAAGAAGCCAUACUGGAGAGAAGCCCUAUGGAUGUAAUCAAUGUGGUAAAGCCUUUCCAUGUAUAAGUGAUCUUCACAAUCAUGAAAGAAGUCAUACUGGAGAGAAACCCAAUGAAUGUAAUCAAUGUGGUAAAGCCUUUUCACGUAAAAGUCAUCUUCACAGGCAUAAAAGAAGUCAUACUGGAGAGAAACCCUAUGGAUGUAAUCAAUGUGGUAAAGCCUUUGCAUGUAAAAGUGAUCUUCACAGGCAUGAAAGAAGUCAUAGUGGAGAGAAGCCCUAUGGAUGUAAUCAGUGUGGUAAAGCAUUUGCAUAUAAAAGUCAUCUUCACAGGCAUGAAAGAAGACAUACUAGAGAAAUCCUAUGGAUGUAAGCAAUGUGGUAAAGCAUUUGCACAUAAGUAUCUUUUCACUCAAGAAAGAACUCAUAUU